AUGACGCGUGCCCAGCAGACCAUCUCCAUCGCCCUCCUGGCAACCUCUCUCUAUCUUGCUCUGUACCUCGAACUCGUGCCCCUCCCGCCCGUCAUCCAGACCGAGAUCGUCCCCGUGCUUCCCUUCUGGUUCCUCGUCUCCUUCGGCGCGUACCUCCUCUCCCGCCUCGGCUGGGGCAUCCUGACCUUCAACGACAUGCCCGAGGCGCACAAGGAGCUCAUGGUCGAGAUCGAGCAGGCCAAGAAGGAGCUGCGGACGCUAGGCGUCACCGUCGACUAA
Thyridium curvatum is the source of this 279-nucleotide messenger RNA. RefSeq lists its product as uncharacterized. Gene Ontology annotation, biological process: GPI anchor biosynthetic process. Gene Ontology annotation, cellular component: endoplasmic reticulum membrane; dolichol-phosphate-mannose synthase complex. The transcript has 3 exons. Bases 1 to 279 code for a protein of 92 amino acids. Lineage: Eukaryota; Fungi; Ascomycota; Sordariomycetes; Thyridiales; Thyridiaceae. The record is from RefSeq and is a predicted model, not a curated record.